Molecule: messenger RNA, 2185 nt
Organism: Malaya genurostris
Lineage: Eukaryota; Metazoa; Arthropoda; Insecta; Diptera; Culicidae
Product: NECAP-like protein CG9132
Exons: 4
Coding region: 380-1105 (241 amino acids)
Biological process (GO): endocytosis
Cellular component (GO): membrane; clathrin vesicle coat
Source: RefSeq, a predicted model, not a curated record
UCACUGCUUGUCAACUACUUUCGAAAUACAACAAAAGAGUUUUUGCAGCAGCAGUGAAAUCAGUGCAGUAGUAUAUUCACUUGAUUUCUCUGGAUACUGAAAAAAUUGUACACUUUAUCAGCGAACAUUCAUCAGGAAGUUUAUGCAGUCUUACUAAAAGUUGCUGAUAAAUAAUAAAGUGCUGACUUGUUUCCAUAGCAUAUCGAGUGUUUACUGGGGGCGUUUCGUUUUUUCUUUCCGAUAUUCUCGAUUUUUGAUCAGCUAUUGUGCAUAGUCAGCAUAUAUACUUACAUUUCGAAGAAGGUUAUAAAAAGCUAAAUAAUCAUUCCUAAGAAUAGUGAUAGAGAUUAGCAGCAACGCAGUUUGACCGAGCUAGGCGAUGGAGUACGAAAGCGUUUUGUUAGUGAAGCAGGAAGUGUUUGUUUACAAAAUACCUCCGAGACAAAGUAAUCGCGGCUAUAGAGCAGCUGAUUGGAAUCUAAGCGAACCUACGUGGACUGGACGAUUGCGAAUGGUUUCCAAGGGUAAAACAUUAGCUAUCAAACUGGAGGAUAAAACCAGUGGCGCACUGUUUGCUAAUUGUCCUGUUGAAGCAUAUCCGGGGGUUGCCAUCGAAUCUGUUUCAGAUAGUUCCCGAUACUUCGUACUACGAAUACAAGAUGAUAACGGUCGAAACGCGUUUAUCGGUCUUGGUUUCGGGGAUAGAUCAGACUCGUUCGAUUUGAACGUCGCGCUACAGGAUCAUUUCAAAUGGGUUAAAAACGAAGAACAGAUUGAGAAGGAAAAAGUCGAACCCAAGCAACAACUAGAUUUAGGUUUCAAGGAGGGUGAAACUAUUAAAAUUAAUAUGAAAAUUACGAAAAAGGAUGGCUCGGAAACAAGUUCACGUUCUGGUGGAGCCAAGAAGGCAGGCGGUUUAGGUUUGUUACCUCCACCACCAGGAGGUAGUAAAAUUGCAGCCCCUUCGUCAGCUGCAUCACCAUCUCAUCAGCCAGCGGCUGGUCCCGCAGGUCAAACGGAAUGGGGAGAAUUCACAUCAGCUGGAGCAAAACCACCAGCAGCGACAACACCAAGUAAAACAAAUGCUAAUUGGGUACAGUUCUAAAGACAAUGGCGAAAUCCAAUCUACUCUUAACGUUGAGUGUUCCAGCAAGAAGAAAAGAAUGCGGACUAAUUGUUAUCAUACAUAGAAAGAUAAACGACACCACUACCAGUGAAAACAUGUAACCAGCUAUGUUUCAACUCGAAGUUAGCUAAUAUAGCUCGAAUCCUUAGAUGGCAUUUCGGGGUUUCUGUUGUUCACUUUGACGUGAAUUGUCAACCGUAAAUUACAACAAAAGAGAAGAAUAUAGUAGUUCAUAAUGCAUUCUAAGUGUGAAUGUUAUUCAUAUACACAAGCUUACUUAAAAGUAGAGAAACGUUAUAAACAAAACAAAAAGUUUGGUUCGCCGAUUACACAUUAUUUUUUGGUCGCAAAUAAUAAUCUGCAAUAUUGUCUCAAAGUGAACCUAUAUAAAAUAUAUAGAAGAAUCUAAAUAAAACAAAACAAGAAUAUGUUUGCAAUAAUCCAGCAAAUGAACUGUUGAACAAGCUAAUAUAUGAAACUGCAUUUUUGUUUGUUUUGAGUAUCAACGAUAGAGAGGUUUCCUAGACUCACAAAUAAAUCAACACUUCAACUAUAAUUUUAUAUUAGAAAGCGAGUAAAAACAUAAAGUAAAUAACACGGUCAAUGUCUUAUGUAUACAUUUGUGAAAACAUUAAUCUGUAGGAAACGCUUUUGAGGUACCAAAACAACACCUACAAAUCAUAGGAAACGUCUAAAUAUUUAAUCAAAUCAAAAUACCUGAUCUGUAGUCCUGAACAGCUUCUCAACAUCCGCUCAAAUUCCUAACAAAAAUUAUGUUUCAUUUAUUUAACUAAUAAUGAAUCUAUUUGCAAUCAUCUCGAGUUAUUUGGUUUGCAACUACCAAUAGGAAGUGCAACUUCUACGUUCGUUGCUUUACAUAAAAAAGAACGAUUGUUGAUACGAAUGAUAUAUUCCGAUUUUCUUUAUUUUGUAUUUCUUUGUAUAUUUAGAUUAAUUGAACAUAAGUCAAAAGAUUGAUUAUCGAAACAAUAAUUUUAAGGUAUAAAACUAUUAGAAGAUGAAUAAAUCAUCAUGAAAUACACAGUUGAGAAAAUUGUU